Messenger RNA from Eurytemora carolleeae, 1259 nucleotides. RefSeq lists its product as uncharacterized. Bases 3 to 992 code for a protein of 329 amino acids. The record is from RefSeq and is a predicted model, not a curated record. NCBI's taxonomy places the organism in Eukaryota, Metazoa, Arthropoda, Copepoda, Calanoida, Temoridae. The transcript is spliced from 9 exons.
AGAUGAAAAUCAUGGAUUUCAACGUGGAUUUGUCUGGGUUUCCAAAUAGAUCAACAACAAACGGCCAGACGGCCGAAAUACUGACUAAACAACCAGUAAAAUGCGUUUUAUUAAAAGAAAUUGUGAAGAAGAAAAAAUUACGAAAUCUCUUCUUUUUUUUCAGAAAAAUGGAACUUCCUGACAUUCCGUUUAAUAAAGCUGAGUAUAUAGAAACUGCAAGUGGGAACAGAGUUUCUAGAGCCAGUGUACUCUGUGGUUCACAGAAUAUUAUUCUUAAUGGAAAGAAUAUAGUCGAGGGAGAUGCAAUUAUUAGAGGAGAUCUAGCAAAUGUAAGAGUUGGGAGGCACUGUAUUAUCUCCAGUAAAGCAGUACUUAGGCCGCCAUUCAAGAAGUUCAGCAAAGGGGUUGCAUUUUUCCCUUUGCAGAUAGGAGAUCAUGUUUAUAUAGGAGAAGGGAGUGUGGUGAAUGCUGCUAUUCUGAGUUCCUAUAUAUAUUGGGAAACUUAUCUAGGAGAAGGAAAUGAAUGCUGCUAUCCUGAGUUCCAAUAUAUAUAUUGGGAAACUUAUCUAGGAGAAGGAAGAAAAUAUUUAAAAAAAUUUAAAAGUACCAAAAAUGUCAUCAAGAAGAUCAACAGGAAGAAAAUUGCUCCACCCAUGGAGCAGAAAGGUGUUUUACCGUCAGAUGAUGAGGAGGAUACCUUACCAAAGAUUACCAAAAAUGGCAUCAAGAAGAUCAACAGGAAGAACAAUGCUUUACUGGUGGAGCAGAAAGGUGUUUUACCGUCAGAUGAUGAGGAGGAUACCCUACCAAAGGUUCCUACCAAGCUUCCAUGCAUCUCAAACCUACGGCUGGAUCCAGAGCUAGGGAUUGUGAAAGGGGAGAUCCUGUUGGGAUUACAGGAGAUCCCCCAGUCCUUACAGCAGAAGAAGGACAAAAUGAUUGAUUUCACCAAGAGUUAUUAUCAGCACUUUAUACCAGUUAGAGAGGCCUAAUUAGAGGUCAAAGAGUAAACACUAGAGUUCAGAAAAUUCUUAGCAAAAGGAUGGGAAGGGCAUUUAAUAAACACAAAAGACCAUAUUAAAAAUGUAGUUUUUUUGAAAUAGCAUGUUGGACCCCAAUCAAAUUUUUUUUAUAGAUUUUUUUUCAAAAAUAAGCAAUAAGAAGAACAACUGCACUAUCUCUUCCUUCUGAAUGCUAAAAACUGUGAUUGGAUCAAUAUUCUUUAUAAAUUAUUAAUUUGAAUAUUAUUCUCUCCAUUU